AUGAACAGCGUCCUCGCCACUUCUCCCUUCUCCGCGCCGCAUCUUCUCCAGAACACCCGCCUCUCGCCAAACCGCUCCAUGCCCCCCGCCCCGAACCAGAUGUCCUCGCGCAAGCGCAAAGCCGACGAAGAUCAUGCCGACACCGACGAACGCAUGUCUGCAUCCCCCGAGCGCUCGCCCUCGAUGGGCCAGCGAUCCCUCAUCCAGCCUGCGGCCCGCCACGGCAGUAAGCGUCUGCGCACAAACAUUAGCGGCCGCCCCCUCGGUCUUUCCCGCCUGCUGGAGACGCUAGGGCCCGAAGACAUGAGGAGUCUCCUUCAAUCAAUCUGCGAGCGCCACCCAGACAUUGGCGCCGAGGUCGUCAACACCGCUCCCCGGCCUAGCGUCGCCUCCGCACUGCAGGUGCUCAACAACUACGAAUCCGCUCUCCAAGCCGCCUUUCCCUUUGGCAAUCGCAACACCUCCGACUACGCCUACAACCGAGUCAGGCAACCUCUGCACGACCUUCUCGAAUCCCUCAAGGACUACACCCCGCACUUCCUCCCGCCGAACGAGAUGCAGCCGGCUACAUCCCUUGACUUCCUUGAUGGCGCCACCGAAAUCCUCCACAAACUGCCCAACUGGGAUACUUUCCAGCACAACCGCCACAAGCAGGAAGCAUACGAAGAGAUGGCAAAGGCUUGGGCGAUGGUCGUCAGAGAGGCGGGAAAGAGGGGUGGCGGCAUUCAACUUGGAUACGGCGGCUGGGAUCAAAAGAUUUCAAAGCACAAUGAGCUUUCCGGUGGCAGGAUGCAGGAGGCCGUCAACGAACUGCGGUCGCACCUGGGCUGGAUGGGCGGCAGCAACCCUGCCGGCCAGCAAGCAGGCGUGGGCACCAAUGAUAUACGGCAGCAGCUGCUCAACGGUACAUAUGGCUUAGGUGCUCCCGUCCGCGUCGGUCCUUGCCGCGGUGGCUUGUCUUCUGUCAUGUGUCGUUCUACGGAAUUUGCUCGGUUCUGCAAGUUUGCACUGGGUGGACAAUGCUUUCAUCCACUGGACGCGGCCCGGGUGGUUGGCCUUAGGUGGUUCCUUCUUUCCUUCCCGACGUCGACCCUGUGCGCGCUUUCCUGGCUCGACCGACCCGCCGUCACCGGGACGCGCCUUCUUCUUUCCAACUUCACCGCGACGCUUUUCUUCCGCCGUGGUCUCACUCUUUUGCUGCUCAGAACGACCCACUCCCUCCGCGGCGGCCCGUACAAGGCUGCAGGAAGGACACCCUCAUUGUCGUCGCUCAACUUCACUCUUGACACGCACCGCUUUGGUGCCGGUGCCAGGAACUCCUACAUCGCACGGCCAACACGGCCGCACCUCACCCGCCUACAUCGCCCAUCUCACUCGGUGGAGCAGCAAGCCAGAAAGCACCAGCAACCUACUGGCUUGUUCGCCAUGGCUGUCCUCAAAGGAAUCAACGGGUUGCAAGUGCAGAUAUUGUCGCCUAAGGACUCGUACAAGGAAGAGUACCACGACACUGACAAGGAGCAAUCUGACAACGUCGCCACGCAGUACAUUGAGGCUGAAUCUGGCCAGGAGUUUCACAUCGAGUGGCACUUCCAGCCUGCCUUCCCGUUCAAGGAUAACCACAUCAGGAGUUCCGUUCACUUGGACGGUAAGGAAGUCGACAAUAUUAUCUGCGAUACGAAGCGACUCCAAAGAUGGGAGGGUUACCGGACCGUACUUUCUGGGGCUCGCUUCAAGAAAAAUGGGAAGUGGUAUGAGCUUCCGUUCUCGUUUGCGGAUCUGAACAUAGAUGAAGAUAAUCAUGGCCUUAACAACACUGGUCUCAAGGAGAAAGUCAGCUGUCUCGGAGAGAUCAGCGUACGACUCUGGAGGAUUGAGAAGACUGGCGAAAGCAAAAGUAGCACCAAUCAGCCCUCAUUCAAGUCGCUGAAGACUGUCCCGGAAAAGGCUUUGAAGGGCCGAGCUGUCUCGCAGCAGGCACACUUAGGAGAUGAGCGUGUCGUGGCCGACGUGAGUGUAUCGCAUGUGCGUUACAUCAACCCUUACGAUAAGCCAUUCGCAGUCUUCAACUUCCGCUACAGGUCUCGCUCUGGGCUGGAAGCACUGGGAUUGAUCGCAGCUCUUGAGGAUCGUCCCAUCGAGAGUCUCAGCAACGAAGAGCUGAGAGAGCUAGUGAAGCGGCAGCAGGAGCAACUCAAAGCCACAUCCCAAGUCAAGACGGAAGUGAAGAUCAAGCGGGAGCGAGAAGAUGACGACGGCGCUGAACGGAAGAUUAAGCGGCAGGAUCGUUCGCGUACGUCCGAGGACGUGGAGACGGUCGAUUUGACCGAAGUCUAA
This is a messenger RNA of Lasiodiplodia theobromae, 2334 nucleotides long. RefSeq names its product Nuclear envelope Cut8. The transcript has 7 exons. Lineage: Eukaryota; Fungi; Ascomycota; Dothideomycetes; Botryosphaeriales; Botryosphaeriaceae. Gene Ontology annotation, biological process: nuclear protein quality control by the ubiquitin-proteasome system; proteasome localization. The coding region runs from base 1 to 2334 and encodes 777 amino acids. The record is from RefSeq and is a predicted model, not a curated record. Gene Ontology annotation, cellular component: nucleus.